This is a messenger RNA of Ixodes scapularis (black-legged tick), 2122 nucleotides long. Its product is annotated as arginine-glutamic acid dipeptide repeats protein. Gene Ontology annotation, biological process: negative regulation of transcription by RNA polymerase II. Gene Ontology annotation, cellular component: nucleoplasm; NuRD complex. Gene Ontology annotation, molecular function: histone deacetylase binding; transcription corepressor activity; transcription coactivator activity. NCBI's taxonomy places the organism in Eukaryota, Metazoa, Arthropoda, Arachnida, Ixodida, Ixodidae. The coding region runs from base 230 to 1762 and encodes 510 amino acids. The transcript has 10 exons. The record is from RefSeq and is a predicted model, not a curated record.
CGGCCGUUCGAAGCAACUCGCCGCAGCCUCACCCGUUCGCUACGUUACCGUGCUUUGCCUGGGACUCCCCCCCAAGUUUAUUUCGGCCUGUUUGUAAACACCGGAAAAACAAUCGGCGCCCCUUUGCGUUGCAUCGGCUAACAUGAAACACCAUGAAAACAAAGCGAGGCCAAGUCUAGCCCUUGCGCAUUGAUGGACGCAUCAGUGUCACACGCACAAAGGAUUUGCUAUGCCAAACUCGAAUCGACUUCUGGCCAGACGUCCGCCGUGCGAAGUUCCCUUGGAUGCGGACUUCGACUCCUACUGGGAAAAUGAGUCCCGCAACAACAAUCGGAACCGCAUCCGAGUAGGUCGCCAGUAUCAGGCCACUGUGCCCGCGCUGCUGCGACCCGGAGAAAGCGAUGGACGCCGCUUGGAAGACCUCGAGACGCUACGUUGGCGGCCAGAGAGCUUGUCAGACCAGAGCAUCGACGAGUACCUCUCUAUGGCCAAGGCUGUCAGCCUCUUUGCGCGUGCCAUGGACAAGUGGCAGGCGUGGGGAGAAGGGGGCCCCGAAGGCUGCUGCCUCCAGACGGCGCUGCGGGGCCUGUCGGACUUUGUGACGUCCCACCACGGCUGCCACCACGACGCGGGCUGCCAGGUGGGGCCCACCCUGCCCUGCCACUGGACCCCCACGGAGGCCAGCCUGUUCGCCCGGGCACUGGACGAGUGCGGCAAGAACUUCGGCGCCAUCAAGAAGGACUUUCUCCCCUGGAAGCCCGUCAAGAGCCUGAUCGAGUUCUACUACCAGGGGCGCAUGCCCAAGCAGGAGAGCGACGGGCAGGAGCAGGAGGCGGGUUGCUCCACGAGCACCGGCGCCAGCUGCACCAGCAACUGCUCCACCAGCAAGUGCACCGCAAACUGCACCAGCAACUGCAUCAGCAACUGCAUCAAAAACUGUAUCAAGAAGGAGGUGAAGGAGGAGCCCGUGGAGGAAGACGAGGAGGAGGAGAGAGAGGAGGAGAAGCAGAAGGGGGACGAGCCUCCUCCCGAGGGGACGGCGGAGGAAGCGCCCGGCGUCUCCGGCCCCGAGGUGAAGCCGAUGCGAGCCAAGCCGGUGAAGGCUGCCGAAGAAGGUCCGGCGUCUGUCGCGCCCGUGGGCAGCCUCAAGUUCUUCCUCGGCGGCCGCCUGGUGUUGAAGUUGAGCGCCCAGGAAGGCGGCGCCUGGGUCGAAGCCCAGGACACCCCCCGCCUGGGACGUCCCAGGCAGCCGCCCCCGGACGACGCGAGCGACGAGGAAGAGCCGUCUCCCCCCGGCAGCGGCGGAGGCGGCCCCCCGCAGAAGGGCACCUCGCGCUGCACCUCGUGGCCCGAGACUGCCACCCCCGGCGCCGGCGUCGUCGUCUGCCGGCGGCGCCUCCGCAUCCACGCCGGAGGAGAACAACACGCAGAACAGUACGGAGGAGGAGGAGGCGGGGGACGAGAGCCCACCCCUGCCGGCGCCCCUCCGCGAGGCGUCCCCCAAGUGCCUGCCGCCCCCGGCCAGCGCGGCGCCAGUGACCGGCGCCGGCACCCUGCCACCUCCCGGCUGUGCGGAGCGGUGCCGGCCGCUGUCUGGCUGGAGGUCACCCCGGGGGGCGGUGCCUUUCCUGGGGCCGCUGUUUGCGGCACAGUGUUGCCCGACCACCUUCCUACCAGCCAGCACAGCGGACGCGCCGUUGGACCUGUCUUCCCCGGUGGACGCCAAGAAGCUUCCUCUGGUGCCAAAGUGACCCAGCCUUAGCUAGUGUGUGUGAGUGUGUGUGCGUGGGUGUGCGUGCAAUGGGGCCCCCCUCGCGAGGCCUGUACAUAGCUUCCUCUAUUUAUUUUGCAACCACGGCCUCUGGACCACAGCCUCGAGACCACCACCACCGUCGGCGCGAGCGGAAGGGCGCCGUCUGCAACAGUCUGCGGCCCCCCUGCGCCGCCGCGACUCCCCUCGUGACUCUCCCUUUUUGCCCCCUCCCCCCCCCUUCCUUGCAUGACUCCCGGUAAGAAAAAGCGCGGGUCCCUUUUUUUAUAGCGACGUGCGUGUGUGCGUCCAGAGGAGCAGAUUCUAGGCAGGCGGCGAAUAAUAAAGUUGCUGCCGUCUGGCAUCCCCUGG